AUGUCAUCAAAGAUAGGCCCUAGCCCAGAUGACCACCUCGAUGAGAUGAACCCUACCCCGGAACCAGAAGAUGUCAUAUAUUUAUCGAAAGGAUUUGAACCAUCUACCCUCACAGAGAAUGACCUCACGCAGGACCUUAGAGAAAUUAAGUUCUUAGCGAGAACAUUGAGUCAAGAAUCCCCUCAGUCAGAAGAUUCCUCAAAUCCCUUCAAAUCCGAAAACCCAGAAUUGGAUCCUGCUUCUGAUUUGUUUCGACCCGAGAAAUGGGUAAAGGCUUUUCUAGGAUUGACGCAGAAUAACAAAAUCCAUAUGCGUCGGAAAGCCGGAGUGGCGCUGAAAAACGUGAAUGUGUCUGGUUCAGCUACUGUGUUGAACUCCCAGAGCACUGUGGGUGACCUUGUUUUUGGAUUAUUUGAUCUUGCGGCGAAUCUCAUUGGCAAUCGGCGCCAACGCGUUCAAAUUCUGCACAACAUCGAUGCUUUGGUUCAUCCCGGGGAGUUGCUAGUAGCUCUCGGCCCACCCGGCUCUGGCUGUAGCACUUUACUCAAAACAAUUGCCGGCGAGACCCAUGGUAUCAUAAUUGAUGGUGGCUCUGAGUUUAACUACGAGGGAAUAAGUUUUCGCGAUAUGCAUUCUCGAUUCAGGGGGGAGUCGAUCUACACCGCUGAACAAGAUGUCCACCUUCCCAUGUUGACGGUUGGACAGACACUGGAAUUUGUAGCGUUGGCAAGGGCACCAAGAGCUAUACCGGGAAAUAUACCCCGCGAUGCCUAUGCAAAGAGCCUUCGGAACGUGAUCAUGGCUGUCUUUGGUAUCCGACACACAAGAGACAGUAGAGUCGGGAAUGAAUUCGUUCGAGGGAUCAGCGGUGGAGAAAGAAAGCGCGUGAGCAUUGCUGAAGCUGCUCUAAGUGGCUCGCCCCUUCAGUGCUGGGACAAUAGUACUCGCGGGUUGGACAGUGCCAAUGCAAUUGAGUUCUGUAAGACCUUACGGCUGGGCGCGGACCUCUUACAGACUGCAGCAGCAGUAGCUAUUUACCAAGCACCCCAAGCUGCAUAUGAUCUCUUCGACAAGGUUCUCAUUUUGUAUCAUGGCCGACAAAUUUUCUUUGGUCCUUCGGAAGAAGCUAAAAGCUACUUUGAAGGUAUGGGAUUUGAAUGCCCAGAGAGACAGACAACACCCGAUUUCUUGGCAUCUAUGACCAGUCCUACUCAGCGCCGUGUGCGCUCUGGCUUCGAAAACAAAGUCCCAAGAACCCCGGAAGAUUUUGCAAAGAUCUGGUUGGAAAGCCCCAUGCGGCAAAAGCUUCUAGAGGAUAUCAAGAAAUACAAUCAUAAUCACCCAAUCGGAGGUCCCGAUUUUGAUGCCUUUCAAGAAUCCCGAACACUUCAGCAAGCUAAACACCAACGAGCAAAGUCUCCAUACACACUCUCCUACUGGCAACAGAUUGAAAUAUGUUUCCGACGAGGCUACAUUUGUGUGAUCUCUGAUCCAACUUUGUUAAUAGCCUCAGUGCUCAGCAACAUUGCUAUUGUGACGAUCGUUAGCAGCAUAUUUUUCAAGAUGCCCAUGACUACAUCUACAUUUUACUCUCGCGGCGCUCUAUUAUUUUUCGCUAUCCUUAUCAAUGCUUUUAGCAGUCAAUUGGAAAUUUUGACAGUGUAUGCACAGCGCCCAGUUGUGGAAAAGCACGCUCGCUAUGCUCUCUAUCAUCCUUCUGCGGAGGCACUUGCUUCAAUGUUGACAGAUCUUCCCAUCAAGGUCGUGAAUCUUAUCUGUUUCAAUAUUGUGAUCUAUUGGAUGACUGGCCUAAAGAAAGAUGCCGGGGCAUUUUUCUUCUUCCUACUCACCUUUUUUAUGAUGGUUAUGGUCAUGUCAAGUUUGUUUCGUACAAUUGCAUCCGUAUCCCAGACUCUCACCCAGGCGCUUGCACCGUUUACCAUAUUUAUCCUUGCUUUGGUUAUCUACUCAGGAUUUGUCAUUCCUAUAGACUACAUGCAUGGUUGGGCACGUUGGAUCAACUAUCUCGACCCCAUUUCUUAUGGACUUGAGGCAUUGAUGAUCAAUGAGUUUCAUGACCGUGAGUAUGUAUGCUCCAAUUUUGUUCCUCGGGGCCCUGGAUACGAUGAUAACCCCGCGACACCAGUUUGUUCUUCGGUAGGAUCCAUUGCUGGCCAAAUGUGGGUAAGGGGCGAUGCCUACAUUGAAGGUUCAUUUAGCUUCCAUCACUCGCACAAGUGGCGGAAUAUUGGUAUAAUGUUUGGCUUCUGUGCAUUUUUUACUUUGACAUAUGUGGCUGCAACGGAUCUUAUUUCUGAAAAGAAAUCCAGAGGAGAAGUUGCCAUUUUCCCUCGAGGAAAAGCGCCGAGGCGUGGCCAGAUUGUUGCAAAUGACCUCGAAAAUGGCAAUGAGAAGGUUUCGCUUGGUCAAUAUAGGAAUUCGUAUAAGAGAGAGGUUCCAUCACGCAUCGCAAGGCAGUCGGCAAUAAUUCAAUGGCAAGAUGUUUGCUAUGAUCUCAAGAUCAAAAAUGAGAAUACACGUAUCUUGGACCAUGUUGAGGGAUGGGUGGAGCCAGGUACUUUGACUGCUCUCAUGGGGGUAUCUGGCGCCGGAAAGACUACACUCCUUGAUGUGCUGGCUAGCCGAAGAACAAUCGGCGUCAUCAGUGGAAAAAUCCUGAUCAACGGUCGGCAAAUAGAUAGUUCUUUCCAGCGAAAAACUGGAUAUGCGCAGCAACUAGAUCUUCACCUUGAGACAUCUACCGUCCGGGAAGCCUUGAAUUUCAGCGCAAGUCUUCGUCAGCCGCGGUCCGUUCCUCGCCCAGAGAAGUUGAGAUACGUUGAAGAAGUCAUUCAUCUCUUGGAGAUGGAAGAGUACGCAGACGCCGUGGUCGGAGUUCCCGGUGAAGGUAUGUUAAACAGCGACAAUGAAAUACCGGAAAAAAGGCUUACUGGAAUGUUAUCGCUAGGAUUAAAUGUUGAGCAAAGAAAAAGGCUUACAAUCGGAGUUGAGCUUGCUGCUAAGCCUGAAUUGCUCUUGUUCUUAGAUGAGCCCACAUCGGGUCUUGACUCUCAGACCUCAUGGUCAAUCUUGAUGCUACUACAAAAACUCAAGAACAAUGGGCAAGCAAUUCUUUGUACUAUUCAUCAAACUUCUGCUAUAUUACUUCAACAGUUUGAUAGACUACUGCUUCUCGAUAACGGUGGAAAAACAGUAUAUUUUGGUCCAUUGGGCCCCUCCGCAUCGACUCUUCUCAAUUAUUUCGGGAAGAAUGGGGGAUACAGGUGCUCGGAAAAUGCAAACCCUGCAGAAUAUAUGCUGGAGGUUAUUGGUGCGGCCCCAGGUUGUCGUACUGAGAUUGACUGGCCUGCUAUUUGGAAACAGUCCCCAGACCUAACGGCCGUGCGAGCCCAACUUGAGGAAUGGGAGAAAAUCCUACCUCAUCGAUCUAGCUUACCAUUAGCUGAAGAUCAUCACUCUUUUGCUGAAUUUGCAGCCUCUUUUCCAUUACAACUUUCCGAGACCUUAUUUCGGAUGUUCCAGCAGUAUUGGCGAACUCCAAGCUACAUUUAUUCUAAGAUCGGGCUUAUUGUGGCGACGAUUAUGCCAUUGUUUGUGACGCAAAGAGCACUUUAUGAAGCCCGCGAGAGACCGGCAAAGACUUAUUCAUGGGCAGCUUUUAUGUUAACCAAUAUCAUCGUAGAGAUUCCUUGGUCAUCAUUGUGCUCUGUUAUGCUAUACAUAACCUGGUAUUACCCCAUUCGUCUCUACAGAAAUGCAGAGCUUACAGACUCGGUGCAUGAAAAAGGAACUAUCGUAUGGUUGUUCAUUCUCACAUUUUUGUUGUUCUCAAGCACUUUCUCUCAUCUUGCUAUUUCAGCUAUCGAGACAGAACAGACAGCCGGAAAUGUUGCAAAUCUUUGCUUCUCGUUAUCGAUAUCAUUUUGCGGUGUAUUAGCUGGUCCAAAAGCUUUCCCACAUUUUUGGAUCUUCAUGUAUCGCAUUUCUCCCUUCCAUUAUUUGAUCUCAGGACUUCUUUCAGCAUCUGUUGGAGGCGGCCAGGUUGUGUGCUCGAAGCAAGAGUUUCUGCAUUUUGAUCCUCCAGAGAAUCAAACAUGUGGCGGUUAUCUUUCUAAAUACAUCCAAAUGACUGGGGGAUAUGUUGAAACUCCGUCUGCUACGGCUAAAUGUUCCUUUUGCUCGACCUCUGAGACAAAUAAAUUUCUUGAAGGACUGUCAACAAGCCCAGAUGACGAAUGGAAGAAUUUUGGGCUCAUGUGGACUUACAUUGUCUUUAAUAUCUUCGGUGCACUAUUUCUUUACUGGACGUUCCGGGUCCCGAAGAAGAUCAAGGUGCAUGAGACGGCCACGAAUUCUGCGUGA
Messenger RNA from Penicillium angulare, 4383 nucleotides. RefSeq lists its product as uncharacterized. Gene Ontology annotation, biological process: transmembrane transport. Gene Ontology annotation, cellular component: membrane. The transcript is spliced from 3 exons. Bases 1 to 4383 code for a protein of 1460 amino acids. Gene Ontology annotation, molecular function: ATP binding; ABC-type transporter activity; ATP hydrolysis activity. Lineage: Eukaryota; Fungi; Ascomycota; Eurotiomycetes; Eurotiales; Aspergillaceae. The record is from RefSeq and is a predicted model, not a curated record.